Heterobasidion irregulare TC 32-1 is the source of this 1176-nucleotide messenger RNA. RefSeq lists its product as uncharacterized. The coding region runs from base 1 to 1176 and encodes 391 amino acids. The transcript has 8 exons. NCBI's taxonomy places the organism in Eukaryota, Fungi, Basidiomycota, Agaricomycetes, Russulales, Bondarzewiaceae. The record is from RefSeq and is a predicted model, not a curated record.
AUGUCUUCGACAGCGAACAACACUGCGUCAGCUCUCCAAACGUUUGGGGAUAACAUCGUGCAAAGCGGCGUUGCACUCGUAUGCGAGACGCUGCUUUACGGGAUGUACCUCAUCCUCAUAUUCUUCUCCACUUACACCCUCUGCCGUAAGGGCUUCCGGUCCGCUGCGAAUGUCGCGAUGCUCGUGGUGACCCUCACGAUGUUCGCCAUGUCGACUACGCUGUGGGCCUCCGAGCUUGCCAUCCUCAUCCAGCGCGUACGACGCGGGCUCGUCACGCGCCCAGAUCUCUCGGUACCUGACAAUGUCACUGACGCAGCCAUCGCAAGUCGCGUGGAGAUAUGGCUCCCUGAGGUGUUUUUCUCGUUCGAGUUUGUAUUGGGAGACUCAGUUGUCAUAUGGCGAGCUUGGGCGUUGUGGCAAGAUAACAUCAAGGUCCUCCUCGCGCCGCUGUGUCUCGCAGUAGCCUCUGCCCUCGCUGCGUUCGCGCUAUUGGGCUGCGGUGCCAAGGCCCAUUUUGGCAGAGUCGCUGACGCGCCAGCCUUGUGCCAUAACUCUGAAGUGACCAGCUGGGUCCUAUCCAUUGCCGCGAAUGUCAUCGCAACCGGAAUUAUUGGAUACAAAGCUUGGGAAUACCGUCAGUUCAUCAGGAAGUCGCUCGGGUCCAAGAGCAGGAGAACGCAGAUCGAGAAGGUGCUCGCGCUCCUAGUCGAUUCAGGCGCGGUUUAUUUUGUCCUCUGGGUGCCCCAGAUCCUCGGCUUCUUCCCAAUAACAUUCCAUCCCGGCCCCGCACACUUUACGAGCGUCGUUUUUGGGUCUGUUUGCAAGCAGAUUGUCGGUCUAUACCCUACCAUCGUCGUGGUACUCGUCAACCUCCACCGCUCCGUCCUCGACUCUCCGAAUGCAUCGCACACGCACGCGCGUGCCCACCACAGCGAUCUACAACAAACGAACAUGCGGUUCGCAUCGGUGCCUGGUGUCGCAGCCUCGGCCGCAGUGGUGACGGAGACUGGUAUCGGGAGUGUGCGGCGGUCGGCCGUAAUCGUGGACGCUGCGCAGAUGCGGUCGGGUGUGGGGCAGACGGAGGAACACAGGAGCAGUAGAAGCGAGGAUGGUGCAUCGAGUGCGUCUGUUGCGGGGGUCGGGGAGAAGAAGGCAGAAGGCAGCGAAUCUGUCUGA